Molecule: messenger RNA, 576 nt
Organism: Dioszegia hungarica
Lineage: Eukaryota; Fungi; Basidiomycota; Tremellomycetes; Tremellales; Bulleribasidiaceae
Exons: 3
Coding region: 1-576 (191 amino acids)
Biological process (GO): iron-sulfur cluster assembly
Source: RefSeq, a predicted model, not a curated record
AUGUCAAGACAACUAGAUAACGACAACCCGACGAUCUUCGCGCCUACCGCGCCAGCGACGUCUGCUCGGAGAAAGACGGGGAAAGCGUUAUUAUGGGACGACCGGGCGGAUGAGUUUUUGGAUUAUGAUGAGGAAGAUAGGGAGGGGAUGGGGGAGGCGGAUGUAGGACGAGGGGAGAGGGAGGAGAUCGAUGCGGAAGAGGUGUUUGACCUGCUCAGGUCUAUCACUGACCCGGAACACCCGGUGUCUCUCGAACAACUACGAGUGGUCAACCCAGACGAUAUCUUCGUUUCGGGCAACCGAGUCUUGGUCUACUUGACACCGACCAUACCUCAUUGCUCAAUGAGUACGCUAAUAGGCCUCUCCCUCCGCGUUCGACUCAUGCGCGCCCUCCCACCCCGCUUCCGCGUCGACAUCCGGAUCAAAGAAGGGACACACCAGUCCGAGCAUGCGGUCAAUAAACAAUUGAAUGAUAAGGAGCGGGUGCAGGCCGCAUUGGAGAAUCAGCACUUGUUGCAGGUGGUAGAGGGGUGCUUGGCUACUGCUGGAAAGAGGGGGAGGGAGCCGGCGGCUUAG